This is a messenger RNA of Aspergillus puulaauensis, 951 nucleotides long. RefSeq names its product NAD(P)-dependent oxidoreductase. Bases 1 to 951 code for a protein of 316 amino acids. Gene Ontology annotation, molecular function: oxidoreductase activity, acting on the CH-OH group of donors, NAD or NADP as acceptor; NAD binding; NADP binding. Lineage: Eukaryota; Fungi; Ascomycota; Eurotiomycetes; Eurotiales; Aspergillaceae. The record is from RefSeq and is a predicted model, not a curated record. The transcript has 2 exons.
AUGGCCUCGGAAACAGUGGCCUGGAUUGGCCUUGGGAACAUCGGCCGGGGAAUGAGCCGAAACAUUGCCCUGAAAGGUCCCCAGCAAUCACCUCUGAUCCUAUACAACAGGACAACCUCCAAGGCAGAGGCUUUCGCAGCGUCUCUCACCUCCGAGAAACCCCAAUCUGCCAUCGCUGCGUCAUCGCUCCCCGCAGCCGUCAAGGACGCCUCCAUCACCUUCAUCUGCGUUGGCGACGAUGCAGCUCUCGACCAGAUCAUCAACACCAUUACCUCGGACGCUAGUCUCACUAUCAAAGACAAAAUCAUUGUCGACUGCUCAACCGUUCACCCAGACACAUCUAGACGCACACAUUCCACCCUCGCCUCCCACGGCGCAACCUUCAUCGCCUGCCCUGUCUUCGGUGCACCCAAUGCCGCAGAUGCAGGCCAAAUGGUCGUUGUACCUGCCGGCUCUCCAGACGCCAUAAACCGCAUCCAGCCGUUCCUUGUAGGCGUAACCUCAAAGGCCGUAUUAGAUCUCGGCCCCGAGAGCGCCAACGAUGUAGGCCGGGCUUCUCUAAUGAAAGUCCUCGGCAACACAUUCAUCCUCAACACAGUCGAAACACUCGCCGAGGGCUUGGUAGCGGCUGAAAAAUCAGGGCUGGGCACCGUUGCUUACAAGCAGUGGGUGUCUACGAUGUUCCCCGGCCCGUUUGCGAAGUAUGCAGAGCGCAUGACGAGCGGGGACUACUUUAAGCGCGAAGAGCCGCUUUUCGCGGUUGAUUUGGCGAGGAAGGAUUUGAGGCAUGCGGCGAAUCUGGCGGGGGGCGCGGGAUUGACGCUGCCCAGUGUGAAGGUGACGGAUGAUUAUUUGAAGGUUGUGAAGGAGGAGAAGGGCGAGAAGGGGGACAUUGCGGGUGUGUAUGGGGCGAUUAGGAAGGGGGCUGGGUUGCCGUUUGAUAAUCAGUGA